Messenger RNA from Neltuma alba, 1362 nucleotides. RefSeq lists its product as uncharacterized. Bases 1 to 1362 code for a protein of 453 amino acids. Lineage: Eukaryota; Viridiplantae; Streptophyta; Magnoliopsida; Fabales; Fabaceae. The record is from RefSeq and is a predicted model, not a curated record. The transcript has a single exon.
AUGAUGUCUCGGUGUCCAAAUCAUCAAUUGCCUAAGUCACAAUUGGUUCAGUAUUUCUAUGAGGGUCUUUUGCCAUACUAUCAGAGGACUAUUAAUGCCGCUGCUAAUGGUUCAAUUCUUGAUCUUACUCUGCAAGGUGCCUGGGACCUCUUUGAGAAGACUGCCACAAAUGACCAACAAUAUGGCACUAGAGAUAGACAGUGUGUUAGAGAAGUUACUUCAUCCUCUUCUAAUGAUACACUUAAGCAGUUUAUGGAGAAGAUUGAUAGGAGAUUGGAGAAACUAGAGUGUGAAAGGGUUCCUAGACAAUGUAAUGUAAUGGGAACUUCCCAAGCAUUAGUAGCUCCCAGUUGUGAUUAUUGUGGUUCUCCCAUGCACAUAAGCAAUAUAUGUCCUUCAAGAUAUAAAAAAGUUUCUACUAUGUUUCAGGGACGACCUAUGAACCAGAAGUGGAAUCCCUAUUCAAACACGUAUAACGACAGGUGGAGACAGAAUCCUAACUUUAGUUGGAGGGAUAAUGAUAACAGAGGGCUGAAACAAUUUCAAGAGGGAACUAGUGGACUUGGUGCUUCUUCAAGCCAUUUUCAAGAACCUUCAAGGAUGGUCAUUCCACUCCAGAACAAUUCACUUUCUCAACCAAAGAGUGAUGAGACCAACCAACUGUUAAAGAGUAUGGCUACCCAACUUAGCAAUAUGGAUAACCAGUUGAAAGAAGAUAAAGCCUUGAAUGAUAGCCAAUUUUCAUCUAUUGCCACAAUUUUACAAAGGAGGCAAGGUGAUAAUGCAACCAUUUGUAAGAAGUUGGAAGAGUUAGAGUUGAAGAAUAAUACUGUGACAUCUCAUCUAACUCAAGUGGCCAAUACUAUGAGUGAUCUGCAAGCCAGAGGUGGAGGCAUACCCUCUAAUACAGUUAUCAAUCCUAAAGCACUUAAUGCCAUCACUCUGAGAAGCGAAAGGACAGUACACUUCACUAAAGAAGAUGAAGAGGAUGUGGAAGAAGAAAUGGAAACUGAGCCUGCUCCACAUUCUACUACACCGAGCAAGAAAUCUGAGAGCUCUAAGGAAAGAGCAUUGCUAGUUAACAUGAAAGAGCCUACUGAAGGGCAAGAAGAAGAAAAGAACCAUACUGAAGUGGUUCUAGACAACAAGUGCACAACAUUGGAGCAUGAUGAAUCAAGCCAACAAGGAACCAUCCUACAUAAAGGUAAAGAGGUAAAAGUCAGUGAUAUUCCUUUCCCUCAAUCUUUUCUCAAUUCACAAAAGAAAAUGCAUAAUGAACAACAUGAGAAUGAAUUGAUUGAGAUGUUUAGCAAGUUAGAGGUUAAUAUUCCUCUGCUUCAAUUGAUUAAGAAAGUGCCUUAA